AUGCCUAGUCGUUUCUGUCCUCCCAUUACAAAGAGGGCACUCAAUGUCCAUACCACGACUAUCAAGAUUGGCUUUGGCUCCAGACACCAAACAAAAAUAUUGACAUUGAUAUGGAUUAGCCGGAUCCAUCCAGCAGGAGAACAAGUCAAAACUGUUGAUGACGCCGCCGAAGCUACAACGGCAAAUGUUGUGGUAGUGUUUGAAGGACGAAGGGAGAUCAUCCAACAUAAAUCAUCAACCAUCAAAGUCGUAUAUGUGAACAUUUAUUUCCUCAUGAAACUCUGCUCUCCUCACCUGCUUCAAUCCAUCCUCAUCAUACUUUCCCUUGUAUCUCCACUGUUUGCUGACUUAAACUCAGAUAAACAAGCUCUUCUUGCAUUUGCUGAUGCAGUACCCCAUGCUCCAAAGCUCAACUGGAGCAACACUACUGAGAUUUGCACUUCUUGGAUAGGCAUCACCUGUGAUUCCAAUGGGACCCGUGUUUCCGCUCUUCGACUUCCUAGCCUUGGACUCACGGGCCCCAUUCCUUCCAACACUCUUGGAAAACUGGAAGCUUUAGAGGUUCUCAGCCUCAGAUUGAAUAGCCUCACCGGAAGUAUACCUUCUGAUGUCCUCUCUCUUCCUUCCCUCCAUCAUCUCUUCCUUCAACAUAACAACUUCACAGGUAACAUUCCGACUUCAUUUCCUUCCCUCAUGAAUGUAUUAGACCUCUCUUUCAAUUCCUUCACCGGAAAAAUCCCGGAAUCUCUCCAGAAUUUGGCACGCCUAACCAAAUUAAACCUCCAAAAUAACUCCCUCUCUGGUUCUAUCCCCAAUAUCACAUUCUCAAAGCUCAAAAAUCUCAACAUAAGCUACAAUCAUCUCAACGGUUCUAUUCCAUCUUCCCUCAAAACUUUCCCAAAUUCAUCAUUUAUUGGGAACUCUUUCCUGUGUGGACUACCUCUGAAUCCCUGUUCGCCUCCACUGCCACCUCCUCCUGCUCAUACACCACCACCACCACCUACUGGGGAUCAUCAAGAAAAAAGCUCAAAGAAGUUUCCUUUAUGGGCUAUUAUUGCCAUAGCGGUUGGAGGAGGUGUUGCAGUUAUACUUUUGAUGAUCAUAUUAUAUUUUUGCUGUUUCAAGAAAAAGAAAAGGAAUAGGAAUGAGAAUGAGAAUGGGAAUGGGAAUGUGAGCAGUGUACGAAGAGCAAAGUCUUCUUCUGUUGGUGGAAGGAGUGAGAAGCCUAGGGAAGAAUUUGGUGGUGAAGUACAAGAGGCUGAAAAUAACAAGAUGGUUUUCUUUGAAGGCUGUUCUAGUAAUUUUGAUCUUGAGGAUUUAUUGCGUGCUUCAGCAGAGGUGCUAGGAAAGGGUAGUUUUGGAACAACAUAUAAAGCAACUUUAGAGGAGUCAGUAACCGUGGUUGUCAAAAGGUUGAAAGAUGUGGUGGCAGGGAAGAAAGAGUUUGAACAGCAAAUGGAGAUGAUAGGGAGAGUUGAACCACAUCCGAAUGUUGUCCCACUUCGUGCUUAUUAUUACUCCAAGGAUGAAAAGCUACUUGUCUAUGAUUAUCUCUCCAGUGGUAGCCUGUUGACACUCUUACAUGGAAACAGAGGAGGCGGUAGAACUCCAAUAGACUGGGAAACAAGAGUAAAAGUGACACUCGGAGCUGCACGAGGCCUUGCACAUAUCCACGCUAUCGGCGGCCCAAAAUUUGUUCACGGAAACAUAAAAUCGUCAAAUGUCCUUAUUACCCCUGACGGAGAAGGCUGCAUCUCGGACACCGGUUUAUCCCCGCUCAUAAAGCAACACCCACCCACCACAUCCCGCCACACCAUCGGCUACAAAGCUCCUGAAGUCCUGGAAAUCCGAAAACACUCCCAUAAAUCCGAUGUCUACAGCUUCGGCGUCCUCCUCCUCGAGACACUCACCGGGAAACAACCACUCCAAUCUCCGGGAAGAGUAGGAGGAGAAGACAUGGUAGAUCUCCCUAAGUGGGUCCAGUCUGUGGUGAGGGAAGAAUGGACUGCUGAGGUGUUUGAUGUUGAGCUUAUGAAAUUUCAAAACAUCGAGGAGGAGAUGGUGCAGAUGUUGCAGAUCGGUAUGGCUUGCGUUGUGCAAACCCCGGAUUCCCGACCCUCCAUGGAUGAAGUUGUUAAGAUGAUUGAAGAGGUUCGUGUAUCUAAUUAAUUAAAGACAUCACCCAUUGUGAUUUGUGCAGACACCUUACCUUCGUUUCUGUAAGUUUACAUGCAUUCUGUUUCGUCUUUUCGUUUUUAGGAGUUGAGAGCAUUAGUCAUUAGAUUAGCUUUUCUUUCUCUUUAUUUGUUGAAAGAUUACAUUUUUUAAGUUGAUUAAUCAUUAAUCGUCUAGUUGGAUUGGGU
Lactuca saligna is the source of this 2363-nucleotide messenger RNA. The record is from the annotation of a GenBank genome assembly. NCBI's taxonomy places the organism in Eukaryota, Viridiplantae, Streptophyta, Magnoliopsida, Asterales, Asteraceae.